This is a messenger RNA of Pelobates cultripes (western spadefoot toad), 207 nucleotides long. The record is from the annotation of a GenBank genome assembly. NCBI's taxonomy places the organism in Eukaryota, Metazoa, Chordata, Amphibia, Anura, Pelobatidae.
AUGAAGCAUAUCCAACUGGACACCCUGUUGGAUCAAUUAAGGAAUCUUGAACAGAAACAUCAAGCAACACCCGACAAUGAGACCUAUAAGAAACUGGAAGUGGUUCGGAGGAACAUCCGCACGCUACUACUGGACGAUACCGCUCAAUCCAUGAUCUGGACAAACGAACCUUUUACGAGAAAUCCAAUAAGAUGGACUCACUCCUAG